UCGUCUGUUGCUCUUCCCCCUUCUCUCUCCCUCUCGCUGCUGUAACAAGUAAACGUCAAGUGAAGUUCCAGCAGCGAAACGAGGUCAGUUUCAAAGGAGCAACAAAAAGUUUAGGUCUCGCAGGGAGACUGGAGACAGAUAGCUGAAGAUAAGUUCACGUCUUUCAAUAAAGAUGUGUAGCUGUUAACGCAAGCUGCAACAGACUAAUUGGCCCUUUGAAGUCUAAAGUCGGAGCUGCCCAAAGAUUUGCCUCUUUAAUUGAUGAUUGCUUCCUUCAGUGCACACUGACAGCUUAAAUUGACUGAAUCUCCAUCUUUACGCUGACAACUUCUGAAUCUCCUAACAAUGAAAUAUUACUCUUUGCAGUUCCUGCCUAAACCUCCAUCCAGGAAGUUGUGUCCUGCAGAACAGCCCUAGACAGUAAACUAUCUUCUGAAAAUCCAAUGGUGAAUUUAAUUUUUAAUUAAUGCAAGAGUCAGAUAACAGACUAUUACGUCACACCCCUCCACAAGCCACAAGGCCAAAAGUGUUAACAGCCAACCCAGACCAUAUUUAACAUCAGAAACUAUGUGAAGUUAGGAGAGAAAAUAAAAUCUCUGUAUGACCACCCUGAUGAUCACAUGCUUUUUUAUAUUAAAAGUAAACCACUUCAAAAAUAUAUAGAAAAUAUUUUCUGUCGAACUGCGUAUUCCUGCUCACGGAAUCAGUCUUCAAGUCAAGAAUAGUGUAAAAUUCUUUUGUUUUUAAAAAAAACAGUACAAAUGAUUUGAAUUUUAAAAAAUUUUCAUGCCUAUUUCUGUGCCAAAAAAAAAAUAAUGGGAAAAUUAGUUAAUGUGCAGUUUUAUUUGCCAUCCUUGUAUUACAUUCCUGUAUUAAGGUUCAGGUUGUACUGAUGUAUCUGAUUUUGUACAAGUCCAUCUGUUGUGCAACAAACUCCAUCAGCCUUCUAUCUCCACACUUUUCUUCAAGUCGAUUAAAGUUGUAGGGAUACCAAGGAUUCAAAAAUGAGUUUAGGGAAGUUGCCGGUCCUCAAGAACCUGGUCUCCAACUCUCAUAGCAAGCGUAGGUUCAAGUCCGAGCUGACCCCUGACAUGAUUAGCUCGCCAUUGGGCGACUUCCGUCACACAAUGCACGUAGGCCGAGGUGGAGAUGUGUUUGGUGACACUUCCUUCCUCAGUGACCAUGGAGGGGAGAAGGCGCGAGAGACUGCUAAGUCCAACCCGCUCGUCCGAGCACUGAGGAAUGUCAGGAAGUCACCGAUGAGGAGCCGCAAUAGUAGCCGAGAGAUGUCGCCUCCACCAGCAGUGUCCCCAAUCAUUAAGAAUGCUGUCUCCCUGCCACAUCUGUUAGAGACAAAGAAUGGGUCAGUGGAGCGACUGAAUUUCAAAAGCGUGGUGUCAAGUCCAGGAGUGAUGGAUGGAUCAUAUGGAUUGGAAUCGGGAUUCUGCACCCUUCCGAGGUGGUCCAGGUUGGACAAGCCGAAGGAGAGCCCCGCCGCAGCAAAAUCGGAGAGACGGAUGGACAACUUGGACGCGGCGGACUUCGAGCUUCCCCGCAAUGACUCCUUGCUGUCCUUCAGCCUGGACCUGGGGCCCUCCCUGAUGGCCGAGGUGCUGGGGGUCAUGGCCAAGGAGAGCCCCGGGAGCUCGGCAAAGGCCGCGUCUCCGGUGAGAUUUGACCUGGGAGGUUCUUUCGGACAGGCAGCACCUCAGGGAAACGACAGCGCUCACGGGAAGGGGGAGAGGGGCUUGUCAGUCGCGGCACGGAAGGGCACUUACCAGCAGAAGGGCGGUGCGGACCUGCACCCCGAGGAUCUGAACGGCUUGGGGGGGCCGCAGGACUUUACUUCGGAGCGCCAUGUUCUCCGGCAUUGCGGCGGCGGCGGCGCCAUCGGUUAUCCGGAUUCAAACGACGCUCGUGGCACGAGGGGCGGCGCCGGCGGCAGCCUGCGAGCGGGCACGCGGCAGCUCGCGCCGCGGGAGGCGGUUGGCGCUCGCGAGGGCAGCCCGCCAACGGACAGCGGCGCCCCCGGCCGCCAUUUUGUCGCCGCGCCGUCGACGGAAUCGUGGCGGUACCGGGCCCCCGAGGAGGCGGACAGCAUUGACAGCAGCAGCAGUAGCAGCCCGGGCAGCUGGAGGAAGCCGUCGCCGUCGACCGGGCAACGUGUGCCAGCGGACGGCGAGGAGAGAGAUAAAGCCACAAAUCCUUUAAAUCGAGAACUGGAAUGGAACUACAUUCAAGAAUUUUGUGACCAGCUGAACAAGGAAUUGGAAGGACCUCAGCUUGCCACAAGAUUUCUGGCACAUAAGAUCCAAUCUCCCCAGGAAUGGGAAGCUAUUCAGGCCUUGACAGUCCUGGAGACAUGUAUGAAAAACUGUGGCAAGCGGUUUCAUAAUGAAGUAGGAAAAUUCAGGUUUUUAAAUGAAUUAAUCAAAGUGGUGUCACCCAAGUAUCUUGGAACGCGAGCUUCUGAGAAAGUAAAAGCUAAAGUUUUAGAACUAAUGUUCAGCUGGACAGUGGGUCUACCAGAUGAGCUGAAGAUCACAGAGGCCUAUCACAUGCUUAAAAAACAAGGAAUUAUAAAACAGGAUCCUGUAUUACCUGAUGAUGAACCCCUUCCGCCACCCCCUCCACGCUCAAAUGCCAUGUUUGAAGAUGAGGAAAAGUCUAAGCUACUGGCCAGACUUCUGAAGAGCAGCCACCCAGAGGACCUCCGAGCUGCAAAUAAAUUAAUCAAGGAGAUGGUUCAAGAGGACCAGAAAAGAAUGGAGAAGAUUUCUAAAAGAGUGAAUGCAAUUGAAGAGGUGAACAACAAUGUUAAACUUCUGAGUGAAAUGCUGGAGAAUUACAGCAAGAACGAAACUUCUGAGAGUAAUGAAGAAAUAAUGAAGGAAUUGUACCAACGAUGCGAAAAGAUGAGGCCCACACUAUUCAGACUGGCCAGUGACACUGAGGACAAUGAUGAGGCACUGGCUGAAAUCCUUCAAGCAAAUGACAACUUAACUCAGGUCAUUAACUUGUAUAAGAAGGUUGUGAAAGGAGAAGAAGUUAAUGGGGUGAUUGAUCUGCCAAACAUUAAAGCCAGCAGUUCAGCUCUACUAGACCUGACGGGGUUGGACACUGGCUCAAAUACUCCUUCCUAUCCUGCUGUCCCUGCCAGUCAGACCUGGAAUCCUGAUCUGGCACAGGAUCUAAGCAGCUCUGUAUCAUUACUAGACGAUGAAUUAAUGUCAUUAGGGCUGAAUGAUCUAGUUCCUAAUGCCGUACCUUCAUCACAGUCUCUUGAAUCAAGUAACUGGAAUACAUUUCAGUCCUCUGAGUCUGAAGAGCUGAGUGGCCCCGUAACCUCAGCAGAAUCCAGCGUAUUGUCCUCUGAAUUGUUGAAGCCAGCAGCUUCGACAGCUGGCCAGCAAACUCCUGCCCCUGCCUGCGUGCCUGCAUCCUCUGGGAGCAGAGCCUUGGAUGACUUGGAUAUGUUGGGGAAAACCCUCCUUCAGCAGUCGUUGCCUCCAGGAUCUCAACAGGUCAAAUGGUCAGCUCCACAGCAAAGACAAACUCUUCGAGAUCUCCAAAAUAAAUCGAACACUAGCACUGCAGUUGCCUUGGGCACAUCGCCACUUUAUCCUGCUUCAAGCAAGAGCGUCUCGCCAGUUAUAAGCACAGCUCUUUCCGCAGGCCUUGCCCUUCAAUCUGAUCAGCCUGCAGCAUUUACAGGCAGCUCUAACUUAGCCACAGCUUCAGCUGCACCAUGUAUAGAGCAGCCUGGGAUGCAGCACGAUGCACAAGGAGGCCUCAAAACCUCACUUAUGCCUCAGCAGGAAAUUUCCCUCACUAAUGUUUUAGUACCUCUAGAAUCAAUUAAACCAAGUAGCAUCUUGCCAGUUACUGUAUAUGAUAAGAAUAGUUUUCGAGUUCUGUUUCAUUUUGCGAAGGAUCCUCCACCAGGGCAGCCAGAUGUUUUGGUUGUUGUCACUUCCAUGAUCAGUACGGCACCACAACCAGUGAAAAAUAUAAGAUUCCAAGCUGCUGUUCCUAAGGUCAUGAAGGUCAAGCUGCAGCCUCCCUCUGGCACCGAGCUACCAGCAUUUAAUCCAAUACUUCAGCCUUCUGCAAUUACACAGGUCUUACUGCUAGCAAACCCACAGAAGGAGAAAGUCCGGUUACGAUACAAGCUCACAUUUACGUUGGGCGAGCAAACCUUCAAUGAGAUGGGAGACGUAGACCAAUUCCCACCUCCAGAGUCGUGGGGAAAGCUCUAACUGGGUCAUAAACAAGGACACUAUACAAUACUACUGCUCUGUUGUUGGGUGACCACCAACAGUUUGCUGAUAAGGUGAACAACGGGCAAUGAUAACUAAAACUGAAUCCUGAUUCAGUUGAUUUCUGAUUUCUAAGGCAGAUCUAAUAGUACACCAUACUUAUCUGGAACGAGACCUCUGUCCUGCUAAUGGGCAGGAUGCUGUUAUUCCCUCCUGUUAGCUGGCAAUGUCAAAAUAGUCCCCUCUCUUUGUAUGGUGGUGUUACACCUGAUGUCAGUGUGUGAUAAAAUUGUUCAAAAAUU
Messenger RNA from Chiloscyllium plagiosum (whitespotted bambooshark), 4561 nucleotides. The record is from RefSeq and is a predicted model, not a curated record. NCBI's taxonomy places the organism in Eukaryota, Metazoa, Chordata, Chondrichthyes, Orectolobiformes, Hemiscylliidae.